Molecule: messenger RNA, 492 nt
Organism: Symbiodinium necroappetens
Lineage: Eukaryota; Dinophyceae; Suessiales; Symbiodiniaceae
Source: the annotation of a GenBank genome assembly
AUGGCAGGCCUGGGGCCCGGUUUCCGGCCCGGCGGAUCCCUGCGAGCCUGGAGGGACUACCUUCCCCAGGCCUUCAUCUACGGCUUGGAUGUCAUGCCGGAUGCCAUGGUGCGCGGUGAGGCCCGGAUCCGGACUGCACUGGCAGACUCGGCGAACGAGGGGCACGUGGCCACCGUAAUGAAGUCCUGGGGGUUUGCCAGCGCUCCUGGCCCUGGCGCACCUCGCGGGGUCUUCGAUGUUGUGGUGGACGAUGGGUUGCACUCACCAGAGGCGCAGAUAGCAACGCUUGGCAGCCUGUGGCCUUGGCUAAAGCGCGGAGGGAUUUUUGUCGUUGAGGACAUCAACGAUGGCAAGCCCAUGUUGCAGCGAGCAUCUGCUGCCAUCGAAGGCAUUGUCGGCAAGGCUCCCUAUUUCUUCGUGGACAAUUUCUUGAACCAAAGCUCCGGACGGCUGCGACAUGGCAGCGGAUUGCUGAUCCUGCGCAAGCCUUGA